Molecule: messenger RNA, 2501 nt
Organism: Chionomys nivalis (European snow vole)
Lineage: Eukaryota; Metazoa; Chordata; Mammalia; Rodentia; Cricetidae
Gene: Bmerb1
Product: bMERB domain containing 1
Exons: 6
Coding region: 165-776 (203 amino acids)
Biological process (GO): negative regulation of microtubule depolymerization
Cellular component (GO): microtubule cytoskeleton
Source: RefSeq, a predicted model, not a curated record
UACCAGUUGGGCUCUUUAGGGUGCUGGCAGUUGAAGAGAUGGAGCCGCUUCCUCGGGAACACCGGGCCCCUUAAAACGCUGCUAAUCGGAGCCGCCUUCCUCCCUGCAGCCUUCAGCAAGGAUGGAGUGAAAGCGGAUCCCUUGACUGUUCACGAGGAUUAGCAAUGGAAUUAAAGCAAUCUCUGUCUGUCCAUCUGGAAGCUGAGAAGCCUCUGAGGCGCUAUGGGGCGGUGGAGGAGACAGCAUGGAAAGCAGAGCGACUGGGAAGCCAGCUGGACAUCAUCUCCAUGGCUGAGACCAGUAUGAUGCCAGAGGAGAUCGAGCUGGAGAUGGUGAAAAUCCAGCGUCUCCGUGAAGUCCUGGUCCGUCGAGAGUCAGAACUCAGGUUCAUGAUGGAUGACAUUCAGCUCUGCAAGGACAUCAUGGACCUGAAGCAGGAGUUGCAGAACUUGGUCGCUAUCCCAGAAAAAGAAAAGACCAAGCUGCAGAAGCAGAGAGAGGAUGAGUUAAUCCAGAAGAUUCACAGACUGGUGCAGAAGAGAGACUUCCUGGUGGAUGACGCUGAGGUGGAACGGUUAAGGGAACAGGAAGAAGACAAGGAAAUGGCUGAUUUCCUGAGGAUCAAGUUAAAACCUCUAGACAAAGUAACCAAAUCUUCAGCUAGCUCCCGGGCAGAGAAGAAGGCAGAUCCCCCACCUAGCAAGCCAACAGUGGCCAAGACAGGCCUGGCACUCAUCAAGGAUUGCUGUGGGGCCACCCAGUGUAACAUCAUGUAACCCCUACGUGGGGUGCCCCAGAACCAUGGGGACCAUCCCUUCCACCCUCUUGUCCUCAUAGCCCCCAUUUUACAGGGGUCUAAGAGAUUUCCAAGGCAGAAGGGGUUGAAGGCAAGCCCAUGACUGCUAUCACGGGCCAUGGGCAUGGCAGGUGGGCCCAGCCACUGCUGUGCAGAGUGUAGCAAUAGAGAGCCCCUCACUGUCGCAUGGCCCUCCCAGAGCAUGCCCAACCCAGGAGUCUGUCUCGUCAGUUAUCCAACCACCCUUAAAACAGUAAACCCUCAUUAACCUACCACGUGAACAAACUGGGAAAGGGGCAUGACCCCCGGGUGUGGAUAGCUGUGAACUUCAAUAAUCUAGCACCAUGUUGGACCCAUUACCUAUCCACCCUCCCAGCUUUGCUGUCAGAUAGAAGUCCUGUUCCCUGUUUGUCCUCUCCCAGUGACUGUAGCCUGGUGGGUUCCACAUAGUCCACCCAUCUCUUAGGCUCCUUUGUAAUCAUUUUCCUAGAGACACUGGCCUGUCUGUGAAGGCUGAGCUUGUGUAUGGUGUUGGGUUUAUGCCUCCUGCUCCCUCCCAUUCUGUAUCUGGGCAUAGUUCAUAUCAGGUGUGUAUCUGCCAGGCUCCAGGCUCUUUCUCAAUUUGUCAUGUCCAACCCACAGUGGAAUGGGGUGAGGAGGAGUGAGUGAUCAAGAGCAGAUCCGGUGACUGGACCAGUUUGCAGAGAGCUGCAGGUGCCACUGUCGAAUGGUCAAGAAAGGGAUCCAGAACAGAUGCCAACCAGCAUCCUCUUCACCCACUGAGGGCUGCUGCAGGGAGUACCAGUGAGAGGUCACCCGCUGGCCCAACAUCUCAGUGAAGAAUAACUGACAGGCAGCAGGAGAGGAAGUGUGAUCCAACUGUGUCCCAGCCAUCUGGUGGCGUGUUUGAGCCAGUCCCACAAUUCCUCCUGUGUAACUUGAUGUACAUUUGCAAUGGCCAGCCUGGCACAGCCUGUGUGACCUCUCUGUGCGUAUAUGUGUGUUGUGAUUGGCCUAAGUAGUUAGCACCAGUCAAAAUUUACUGAUGUGCAAACUAUCCAUCAGAGAAAAUAAAAAUGAAAAACACACAGAGCAUUUUUAAAUUUCUUCCCUCUUUCUUGAUUAUGGCCAUAACUUGUGUGCACAGGAAGUUAUUUUAAAAGUACAGGAAGUAUAUAAAAAAAUUAAACACACACAACUUUCCCAGUGGCCGCUGGUAUUUUGGCAUAUUUCCUUGACGUCUUCUCAUACAUUUCUUUGUCAUGUUGACAUCAUAUUGAAACAUUUUAUGCCCAGCUUUCUUUUCAGUUAAUAUUAUACCACAUAGGCUCCUCCUACAUCAUUAAAAGCUCUCUGUUAACAUCAAACACUUUUCAUAAAUAUUUAUAAUGGCUGCUUAGUACUCCAUCCCAUGGACACUCUGUCAUCUGCCUCACCACUGCCUUACCACUGGACAUCUAGCCUGCCCACCUUUUCCCACAUAAAGUCAUGGUCAACACCCUGAAGAGAUAAACCUUCAUCUAAUUUCUGUCUUUUUUUUCCUAAGAUAAACUAGAAGAAACAUUAUUGGUCCAUUAGUGAGAAGCAUUUUCAAAAUACUUAUAAAUUUGUCUUGGGAUGUAGCUUAGGUAAGUGCUUGCCUCACAAGCACAAAGCCCCUGGGUUCUGUCCCAACUUACGUGUAAACUGGGUGCAGUAGGGCACA